UUGUAUGCAUUGAGAUGGGAUAAAUAUCCCCAGCUGGCAGCUGGAGAUCCGGAUGGUGCAAAAGCAUGAACCAGAAACACUGCUUUUCUUUUUCCUUCAUUUCUUUUGCAUGAAAUUAAAGUAAUCUUUUCGGAGUGUCAUAUGGAAAGAUAGAUGGAUUUCUUGAGCUGUAUAAUAUGUCUUUGCCUCAUCUGUUUUAUGUUGAUCAAAACCUUCCAUAUAUUUCCUAGAAGCAAAGCAAAUCGCAAAAGGCUUCCACCGGGUCCAAAACCUUUUCCGGUCAUCGGAAACCUCUUAGAACUCGGCGAUAAACCCCACAAAUCCCUGACGAAGCUUGCCAGAGCUCAUGGCGCCAUAAUGAGCCUAAAACUAGGCAAAGUGACAACAAUAGUAAUCUCUUCAGCAGACAUCGCCAAACAAGUCCUCCAAACACAUGACCGGUUCUUGGCCGACCGGACCAUCCCGGACGCAAUCCGAGUCUACAACAGCGACGAGUUCAGCUUGCCAUGGAUACCCAUUUCAAGCCGCUGGAGGAGCCUCCGGAAAAUAUGCAGCGGCGAACUAUUCGCCAACAGAAUACUCGAAGCCAACGAAGAUGUCCGGCACAAGAAAGUGCAAGAGCUCCUCGCCGAAACUCGUCAGUGCAGCCUAACCGGCGAGGUGGUGGAGAUUGGGAAAGCAGCUUUCAAGACGACGCUUAAUCUCUUAUCAAACACCAUCUUUUCUGUGGACUUGGCCGGCCGGGAUUCCGACAAGGCCGGAGCGUUGAAGGAGCUCAUCUGGAAUAUCAUGAAAGAGGCGGGGAAUCCCAACUUGGCAGAUUUUUUCCCUGUGCUUAAGAGGAUCGACCCUCAAGGCAUAAGGCGGCGGAUGGAAGGUCACGUUAGAAAGAUCAUGGCGCUGUUGGACCGCUUGAUCUGCCAACGGUUGCAGUCGAGGAAAGAGUCCGGUUGUAUCACAGACGGUGAUUUCUUAGAUAUCCUUCUCAGCAUCAGUGAAGAGAAAAGUGAGGAGAUGGACAGAACUACGAUAUUGCAUCUACUCCGGGACCUAUUUGUUGCGGGAACUGAUACAACUUCAGCCACACUAGAAUGGGCGAUGGCAGAGCUACUCCACAACCCAGAGGUACUCUCAAAAGCAAAAACAGAGCUGGAGCAAGUAAUUGGCAAAGGCAACCCAAUGGAGGAAUCGGAUAUUGCUCGGCUACCUUACUUACAAGCAGUAAUGAAAGAAACAUUUCGGCUGCACCCGGUAGCUCCUUUCUUAAUACCCAGGAAAGCCGAAGCAGAUGUGGAAAUCAAUGGCUAUGUUAUCCCACAGGGUGCACAAGUGCUAGUGAAUGCAUGGGCUAUAGGCCGAGACUCGAGCUCAUGGAAGAAUGCGAAUUCAUUUAUGCCGGAGAGGUUCUUGGGGUCGGACAUUGAUUUUAAAGGCCGGAACUUUGAGCUUAUACCCUUCGGUGGUGGAAGGAGAAUAUGUCCAGGUUUACCAUUGGCAAUACGAAUGUUACACUUGAUGUUAGGUUCUCUUAUCCACACCUUUGAUUGGAAGCUUGAAAAUGGGGUUAAACAUGAGGAUAUGAACCUGGAUGAUAAGUUUGGCUUAACUUUGCAGAUUGCUCAUCCUCUAAGAACUGUCCCUAUUCCCCGUUUAAAAUAGGACUAAGAGUUCACUUGGCCGCUGCCAUUCUAUUUGAUGUAUUUGUACUUCAAUAUAAAUUUAUGUAAUUUUGUUGGAAGCGAAUAAGAAACAUAGCUUGUCAUGUUGAUGAUCA
This is a messenger RNA of Corylus avellana, 1774 nucleotides long. Its product is annotated as geraniol 8-hydroxylase. NCBI's taxonomy places the organism in Eukaryota, Viridiplantae, Streptophyta, Magnoliopsida, Fagales, Betulaceae. The record is from RefSeq and is a predicted model, not a curated record. Gene Ontology annotation, molecular function: oxidoreductase activity, acting on paired donors, with incorporation or reduction of molecular oxygen; iron ion binding; monooxygenase activity.